CCAGUCCGUUUCAUUCACUAAUUCUCCACUCAAAACUUACUUUAUUUUCUUCUCAGUCUUAUCUUCUUCACACCUCAUUCGUUUUCAAAACCCAUUUUUCAAGUUGUUUCAAAUUCCUCAUUCUCAGAAAAUGUAAACUUCAUUUUUUUUCUUCUGCCCUUUUCAUAUUCUACUACAUUCUCCAACUUCUCUUACCAUUUAAGCCCUCAUUCUCACUCUCUGUUUUUUUCCUUUUUCUUUUGCUUGUUACUAAGAAGCACUCAUCAUCAUCAGUCACAGACCAAGAUUAUAUUAGGGGAAGGAUUGCAACUUGUGUAGCGACUAAGACAACUUACUAUUGAAGAUGUCAACUUCAGAGAUGACUUCAGGGAAAUCUUACUGCAACUCGUUUAAGAAUAAGAAGUUUAGCUUCGACGUUGGUGAUCCUACUUUUAUAGCUCCAGAUGGUGAAAAUGAAAAGCCUAAAAUUGCAAUUAUCAAGCAUAUAACAGAAGACAGUGAUGGGGAAUUGAUGGUUAUGUGCCAGUAUUUGUAUAGACCGGAGGAUGUGGCAGAUAGAUAUGGUAGAAUGUGGCAACGGUAUGAUGAUAGGGAGCUGUUCUACAGUUUUCACCAACAAGAGAUUCCCAGUGUGUGUUUGAUGCACCCUUGUAAAGUGCAUUUUGUUCCCUCGGUGGACAAAGUUCCUGUUCGUACACAGCAUCCUGGCUUCAUUGUACUAAGGGUUUAUGAUCAUGAGGAACAAGUACUAUGGUGGAUAACCGAUAGGGAUUUUGAGAAGCAUAAACAAGUUGAAAUUGAUCAUCAUCUGCUGAAAACUCAACAACUGUUGGGAUAUGACAUGGAGAUGAAAGAGGAGAAAGCCGAAUAUUCUUUGGAGGAAGCUGAGAUUAUGGAGGAGGAGGUGGAGGAAAAUCAACCACAUAUACCUGUAGAGGAGGAUGCUUAUGAUAUUGAUGCAAUUUUGGCCAAGGCACUUACAGGAGAUGAUGUGAGAGAUAAAUGCUUGGGACUGCUUUUCGAGGAAAUAAACUGUACUGCCUACAAAGCAUCCAGAGAUCACCAUCCUAAGGUUGUUAUGUCAGCGUUAGUUGCUCUAGAGAAGGCCUGUUUUAGAACUCGAGGUGAGAAUUUGGCUAAGUAUCAGCAAAAAAUGCGACAGUUGCGUUUUAACCUGAAGAGUACUGUAGAUUUGGCUAGACGUUUGAUUGAUGGCGAGUUGGAAGCUUCGGCAGUUGUGGAGAUGACAGCAGAGGAGUUAAGGAAAGGAUGUCUGUCAGCAGAAGAGAAAGCAGCCAAAGAAGAACCAGAGGAGCAACAUAUGGAUACGGCGGAUAUUCCGUGCCCAAGAUGCAGUGAGAAGAAAGUGGGUCUGCACAGCAACAUCCUCAGACCAGGACGUGCUGCCGGCUAUCAGUUGGAAUGUUUGAAAUGUGGUAAGACAUGGUUCUCGCCUAGGUUAUGAGGUGGGGAUCAACACAUAUACAUAACAUCUGGUCUUAGAAGCCUUUAAAUCCUUUUAACUGGGUAAACAAUCUAGGUCCAUCAGAACUCAGCAAUACAAAAAGUAGCAUAUUAUAUAUACUGAUAUAGAUAUUAGUUGUAGUUUUUGAGACAAGCAUAUUUUGGUUUUAAUUUUGCAAGUAUGCAGGCUUGAGAUAUAACUACACAGAUAUCGAACACUUGAUGCUCUGCCAGACUUGCCAGCACAGGUGUCUCUUCCUAUUUGUUGCCUGUAUAGAUAUGUUGCAUCAUUUUCCUAUGCUAGGAUUUGACCAAGCAGAUGUUACAAUCCUUGGUUGAAUCUAUUUGGAGAUGGUCAGGGGAAAUUUUACCGUUGGAUAAAUAAAUCCCGGAUGAUAAGAUUACUUGCAGGAA
This is a messenger RNA of Papaver somniferum (opium poppy), 1878 nucleotides long. RefSeq lists its product as uncharacterized. The coding region runs from base 344 to 1465 and encodes 373 amino acids. Gene Ontology annotation, molecular function: chromatin binding. The record is from RefSeq and is a predicted model, not a curated record. The transcript is spliced from 2 exons. Lineage: Eukaryota; Viridiplantae; Streptophyta; Magnoliopsida; Ranunculales; Papaveraceae. Gene Ontology annotation, biological process: DNA-templated transcription.